Manduca sexta (tobacco hornworm) is the source of this 9920-nucleotide messenger RNA. RefSeq names its product filamin-A (gene jbug). Gene Ontology annotation, biological process: actin cytoskeleton organization. NCBI's taxonomy places the organism in Eukaryota, Metazoa, Arthropoda, Insecta, Lepidoptera, Sphingidae. Gene Ontology annotation, molecular function: actin filament binding. The record is from RefSeq and is a predicted model, not a curated record.
CCUCCAUCACUCCUCGCAGCUAGUGCCUCCACCUCGCCCGCGCACGCUCGGCGCGCGCACGCGCUCUAACACGCGCAUCAAUAACACUUGUAUAUUGAACUUGUAAAAACAAACGAACCUACAGUGUUAACUAAGAGAGUGACAGAAAAAACCAGUGAUGUGUUUGUAGCGAUCGUUCUAUAAGAUGUUAACGAUGUGCAGUGCCAAAGAAAAUCGUAUGAGAAUAAAAAGACUUAAGAAUCGCUGUAAGUAAUUGACACAUAGAGGAAAAUGGAAGGCGUUCGGGUGACGCAUCAAGGCGUAAAGGCCCAUACGCCGGAAGGCGCCGCCGGCCGCAUCACACAGGCGGGCCUGGCCGCACGCAGCCCCGAAGGCACCGCCGCCAAAGGCAUGGCUAUAAAAGGACACGAAGAUCUUUGGGUGGAAAUUCAAGCCAACACCUUCAAAAAUUGGGUUAAUGAGACCCUCAAGCCUGUGAACAUCAAGGUUGUUGACUUGGUAGAGGAUCUUCGUGAUGGCACAGUACUGUGUGCUUUAGUGGAGUCUUUACAAGGACGGAAGCUGAGAGGAUGGAAUUCCAAACCCAUUAAUCAACACCACAAGCUAGAGAAUGUUACCACUGCCUUGCAAGCCAUUGAGGACGACGGUGUCAAACUUGUCAACAUUGGUAAUGUCGACAUUGUGAAUGGAAACUUGAAGUUAAUAUUGGGUCUGAUAUGGUCCUUAAUUGUGCGAUAUCAAAUUGGCAGAAGUAAAUUCCCGCCGAGAAAGUUGAUGCUAUCGUGGCUGCAGUCGGCGCUGCCAGAAUGCCGCGUCAACAACUUGACGACUGACUGGAACAGCGGCGUGUUACUGUCCGCCCUACUCGACUACUGCAAGCCAGGCGUAUUCCCGCACUGGCGGGAACUCAAUCGGCAUGAGGCUAUAGAAAACUGUAGAAGAGCAAUGAGGCUGGCGCAUCGGGAACUUGAGGUACCCAUGAUCCUGGAGCCGGAGUACUUGGCUUCACCCUGGUUGGACGAGUUGUCCGGUAUGACUUACUUGUCGUAUUUCAUGAAGCCAGGCUCUCCAGGCUUCAGGGCGACUCUGGAAUGGGUUAACUCCAGAUUGGAAAGGUCCAUCACUAAUUUCACGACUGAUUGGAACGACGGGAGAGUAGCGAACGAGCUGGUGAGGUCGCUGGGCGGCCCCGCGCCUCCGCCGAGCCGCCUACGCCGCGACCCCGUCAGGUGGGAAGAGAACAAUCAACAGGCAAUCGACGCCGCUAAGAAACUUGGUGUCCAGCCAGUGCUCUCAGCGCGGGACAUGAGCCAGAGCGACGUGGAGCACCUCGGUGUGAUGGCGUGGGCGAGUCAGUUCCGCAACGUGCCGCCGCGCCCGCCCGUGCACGACAUGCUGCGCGUCGCACUCGACUCCACCUCGGGCAGAGUCGGAGAACCAACAUACAUCAAAUUGGAAAGCGUUUCCAGUGAAUUGUCGAUAUCGGAUGUGAAGGUGUCCGUCGUGAAUCCCCUGGAGCAAGAGCAGAGGCUCAGACUGGACUCGCGUGGCGCGGGGGAGUUCGUGCCCGAGCACGCUGGAAUGCACGAGAUCGUACUCACAGUUGAUGACAUAAGGGUGGACGGAAGAUAUUUCUUCCGAGUGUUGCCGAGGCUGGUGUCGGUGCCUCCGCCAGGGAUGGCGCCGUGUGCCGCUGGCAGCAUAGUCGAAGUACUUGUCAGCGCUACAGGGGCGCCAAGAAGAGAAGAUAUAGACGUGACCGCCCACUCGCCAAGCGGCCGCGCUGUGCCAUUAAAGGCGCGCCACCCGCCGCCCUCAGCCCACGGCACCACGGCCUCCAGCGCCACCUUCCAGCCAGACGAAGCCGGGACUUGGACAAUAGCCAUCACAUACAAGGGCGAACAUAUCCAGGGGGGCCCAUUCACCUGCGAAGUAUUUGAUCCAGCGGGGGUGCGUCUCAGUCCGGGAGCUUUAGAAGGCGCUGAACCCCUCAAACCCCACUCUUUUGAGCUGGACACGAGUGGGUGCGGCGUCAGGGGAGACCUACAGCUUGACAUAGUCCAUGACAAGAGAAGUGUGAUGUGCGCGCUCGAGAAACUCUCGGCUACUAAGUACAGAGCGACUUUUAUGCCAAAAGCGCCGGGAAAGCAUCGGCUGUAUAUCUAUUUCAACGGGUACGAUGUUCACGGCUCGCCGCACAUGUUUAGAGUGGGAUCACGCUCUAAGAAGCCUCGCGACAGCUCCAGCCCCUCCCCGGCCUCCCCGGCGUACGCCAGGAUAUCCAGUCCAGUGUCACGUUUGAGAUCAGAAAGUCCAAUGAACCAAUACAACGUUUACGAGUCGAACACAACGAAACACAGCACGAGCUCGAUCGAUCGACGGGACGACAGGCACGACACGAGUGAUUACUACAAAUCUUCCUUCGGCUCGGAUGUCAAAGACAAAAGCUACGACGUAGUUGACUCGACGUACUCACGGGUCCAGAAAAAAGAGGGUUUUACAACCCGAUACGGGUCAGAGAGUCCCCGGAAUAGGACCGCGAGCCCGAUAACAACGAAACAUUUGGGCAACGGGUCUCGUCUGGAAGUGAAUAGAGCGGGCAGUCCGUACCGCGCGACGAGUCCGUACCGGGCGAGCAGCCCCGCCGGCCGGACAACGAGCCCGCUCACCAGAAAAGACAGCCCUUUGAAUAGGACCGCCAGUCCAAUUAACAGAGUGAGCAGUCCGGUAGAGCGAUACAGUCCGGUGACGACAACCAAGCGCGUGGUGGAGAAGCGCUCCAACUACAAGAUGUACAGCUCGUACAGCGGCUCGCAGGACAACUUGGACAGCCCUUACUCCUCGCUCGAGACUGACCGCACCCGCCGACUCGGCAGCCCUAGCACCGGGGAUCCUGGUGGGAAAACAUUUCACUCGAGAAAAGACUCGUGGGACGCCGUCGAAAAAACUAGACAAAUGUUAAGCACUAACAGCCUGGAGUCAGGCGCGUCCGACCGGUACGGGCAGAGCUCGCUGGACAGAGAGACCAAACGGAACACGCAGCUCAACAAGUAUACCGACUACUCGCGACCGUACAACCGACAGCUCGACCAACUAGUCGACGAUCAAGAUUCGGAGACCUAUACUACCAGACAAGAAAUUACGAAGCGCGAGAUCCGAGAGAGUUCGUACGUGGUGCGCGACUCUUCGUACAGCAGCGUGGAAGAGAAACAACAGCAGUCUUUUUUAUCCAAUAGGCCCCCCCGCGACCCAAUCGGGGGGGCCGUCACUGAAACGGACGCAGCACACGCACGUUUCAGACCAAUACAAAGGGACAACAACAGAGGUGCCAGAGGAAUAAUCGUAAAACCAUGUUACAAAGGCGUCGUAGGCCUACCUGUUGAAUUUAUAGUGGACGGGAGCGCGGCCGGGCCAGGUCACCUGGAGUUGGAGGUGUCUGGAGGUAACGGCGCGCUGGUGGCGAGCUCGGUGCGACCGCUCGGUGGUCACCGGUACGCCACCUCGUUCGUGCCGCGGCUACCACGACCACACAGCGUGAAGGUCACUUUCAACGACGAACAUGUGCCGGGUUCCCCGUGGAAGGUAGAGGUGAUGGCGGGGCCGGCGGGCGGCGGCGGAGGGGAGCCGACCAGACUGAUCCCCGCGCGAGUGCCGGCCGUAUUCGAGAUCUCCACAUCACCAGGCGCUGUCACAUUUAACAAAAACGAUGUUGGAGUGACGGUGACAGCACCAUCUCGUCGGCCAGUGAAUGUGCGAGUUUUGGACGUGGCGGAGAGACCAGGAUUGUACCGCAUCGAGUUCACACCUGAAGAAGUUGGCACACAUCUUAUAGAUGUUUCCAUAGCAGACGAUAAGCUCGCCGGAGGUCCGCUGGUUGCGAAAGUGUAUGACGCCAGCCUGAUUAAAGUCACCGACUUAGGCAACGCUGUGGUCGGACAGCAAUGUCAGUUUAGAGUGGAUGCGAGCGCGGCCGGCGAAGGCCAGUUAGAAAUUUCAAUAAAUGAGGGAGAGGUCCCUAAUCACGUACAGGUGGUAGGUGGUGGCAAGUGUUUGGUGUACUGGCGGCCCGAGACCGCAACACCACACCGCGUCGACAUAAAAUUCAAUGGAGAACCUGUGCCUUCAUCGCCAUUCGUUUUCAAUGUGGCUCCAGCACAGAGAGUCACUAUCGAUACUGCACAAAUUGAACUGGUGCCGGUGGGUGAGUUAGCAUCAUGUUCUGUGCGAGUAGAAGGUUCGUCUGGAGGCGAGCUGUCGAUGACAGUGCGCGGGCCCCGCGGAGACGUCCCCGUGCAGCUCACUGGCGAUGCUAUAUCUGGCUUAAUAGCUUCCUUCACACCCAAGAACGUUGGACCACACACACUUACUGCUACUUACAAUAAUCAGCCAGUGCCGGGAACACCAUUUGUGUGCAAAGCUUAUGAUGGCAAGUUAGUAAGUGUUUCUGGAGGGACAUCAGCUCGUGUGGGAGUGCCCGUGCAGUUAGCUGUUGAUGCCGCACAAGCUGGAGAGGGAAACCUUGAGAUCACUGUUGCAGCCAGAGGGCUAAACAUACCCACGCAAGUUCAUCCACUGGGAAAUGCUCGGUUCACUGUGUCAUUCACUCCAACAGAAGCAUGUGACCAUGUUGUUAAUGUGUCAUUCAAUAAGAUGCGGGUCCCGGGCUGCCCCCUUAUUAUCGCAGUGUCGGAGGGGAGCGGCGGGGGGGCGCGGGUCACCGUCCCCGGCCCGGCACCACUGCACCAACCAGCAGCCCUCACACUCCACCACCCAACAGCCACACUUGACCAGAUUGAAGUCAAUGUUGAGGGUCCCAACGGCGCAUCCGUGCCCGCGGCGGUGUCGUCAGCCGGGCCCGCCGCCUUCCGCGCAGAGUUCGUGCCGCGCGCCGUCGGCGAGCAUCGGCUCAACGUUCUCGUCGACUCCGUGCCCAUACCGGCCAGCCCCUUCCAUUUGAAGGUGUAUGAUGUAACAGCUAUAAGGGUGAAAGACGUAGCCCAUGGCACGGUCGGAAAACCUGUCACAUUUUUAGUGGAAACAAUGGCGGCUGGUCCGGGUAAUUUGGAAGUGACAGUUAACGGAGGCCGCGUGCCGACGGCUGCCGCGGCGCAAGGAGCGCACACAUACGCAAUCAGCUUCACACCGCGGGAUCCCAGGCCGCAUACAGUCGAGCUGAGGUUCAACGGAGAUCAUGUGCCUGGUAGUCCAUUUGUAUGUCACGUGUCGGCGCCGGCGCGGGUGAUCGGCGCGGGGUCGGGCGAGUCCCCGGACAAGGUGUCGGUGGGCGACGCGUACACGUUCAGCGUCGACUCGCCGACGUCUCCGCACGUCGAAGUACUCGGCCCGGCGAGACGACCAGUACCUGUGCAAGUAUCAGCCGAAGAAACAAUUGGUGAAAAUGAAGCCAGCAAAAGAUACACCAUCUCUUUCGUGCCAGUCGAUGUUGGGGAUCAUAGUAUAGAGGUGCGCGCGGGCGCAAUGGGUGGUCACGUGGAAGGCAGUCCGUUCCUGGUGAAGGCGUACAGCGCGGCGCGCGUCAACGUCACCGACAUAUCGCCCGGCGUCGUCGGCAGGCCUGUGUCCUUUACCAUCAACGCUUCGCAUGCCGGUGCUGGCAACUUGGAGAUUAUAGUUGCAGUUAAUGGUAGAAAUGUACCGAAUUACGUGCAAAGUGAAGGGAAUGCGAGGUUCAAGGUAAACUUCAAGCCAGUAGAAGCAGCUCCGCACACGCUGUCGGUGCGGUUCAACGGGCACGCGGUGCCGGGCUCGCCGUUCACGUGCGCGGUGUCGGCGCCGGCGGCGGCGGCGGACGCGCGCGCGGCCGGGCCCGGCCUCGCCUCCACGCCGCGCGGAGACCCCGCCGAGAUACAACUCACUGGAUUCAACACAGGCGAACCGACGGUAUACGUGACGGGUCCGGGCGGCAGCAACGUGCGCACGCGCAUCACAGCGGCGGGCGAGGGGCGCUACACUGCCACGUACACGCCGGACGCGGUGGGGCGCCACAGCGUGCAGGUGACGUGCGCCGGCCGGCCCGUGCCCGGCUCGCCCUUCACGUGCAACGUGUACGACGUGCGCAGGGUCCGCGUCACCGGCCUCGGCCCUGGAGAACUAGAAGGCACGUUAGAAGGGCUGAGUUUGGACGAGGGUGUGGACGAAGAGCGCGGCGUGGAGAUAGGAAAACCCGUCACGUUCAGUGUGGACGCGGCCGGCGCCGGCGAAGGAACGCUUGAACUGGUCGUCUCCACGCCCACCACUACAGUUAAAGCAGAGGUGGUAGCGGUAGCUCGUGGUCUGUAUGACGUGACGUUCGUGCCCGUGUCUCGAGAGCCACACCGGGUGUCCGUCACAUUCAACGAGCAGCCCGUACCGGGCAGCCCUUUUGUAUGCCGUGUCAACGAACCUCAUACGUAUGUGCAGAUAGGAAGCGUCGCGGCAGUGGAAAUCGAUGAAAGUCUCACCGACGUCGAUGUCCUGUCGCCCACUGGCACGCGCGUCACAGAAGCAAACCUUGAAGACACCGGCUUGUUAACAUUCCCCGCGAACAGAGUCGGUAGAUACGUGGUGAGGAGCCCGAAGGGUCCCAUAGCUGAGGUAGAAGCGGUGGACGCGACCGCUGUCAAAGUGUUGUCUAUCGGUGACGCGGUGGCACAUCGACCGGCUAUACUUACUGUUAGCACGACUAACGCGGGCGCAGGCCGCCUGUCGGGCCGUGUGACGUGCGGCGGCGCAGUGGUGCCACACUCAGUGCGCCGGCGCGGUGGUGCGCGACAGGAGCUGGUGUGGCACCCCGCGCGCGCCGCGCCGCACCGCGUCACGCUGCUGUGGAGCGGCACGCCCGUACAGAGGGACCCGCUCGUCGUCGACGUGCAGCCGCCGCACCACGGACAGGAGGUAGCUGCGUCAGGACUAGGAUUGUACCAGGCACAAGUGAAUAAAGUAGCGUCGUUCAGUAUCGACACGCUCGGCCGGCCGGCGAGGGAGUUCGACGUGGUCGUCUCCGGGCCAGGCUCGAGAGCACUACCAGUGAGAUGCUACCAAACAAAAUCUGGACUAUUGCAAGCUGAGUUCACCAUCAAUGAAAUUGGACAAAGCACGAUAGAGGUAUUACAUCUAUCGAAACCGGUAUCUGGUAGUCCGUACACGUGCGACUCGUUCGAUCCGAACCGAGUUAUCGUAUCGGGCCUCCCCACCGGGAACAUCGUGGCGCACACACCGAUAAACUUCACAGUGGUAACAAAAGACGCAGGUGUCGGAGAACUAGAAGUAGUGUGCGAAGCUUUGGGAGAGCGACGCGUGCGGCUGCCGCUCGACGUACGCGACGACGGACACAGCGCGCGGGUGCGCUUGAGACCCGCUGCGCCUGCGCACUACAGGCUGUACAUCACAUAUGGCGGAGCGCCAGUGGCGGGCAGCCCGGUGUCGCUGGGCGUGCUGAGCGGGCGCGCGGGCGGCGCGCGCUGUGCGGGCACGGGGCUGGCGCAUGCGCACGUCGGCAAGGAGGCCGCCUUCACCAUACACUGUGCCGAUGACCAAGCGCCCACCGUGCAGGUCGAAAGGUUAACAACGGAGGACAAAGAUGAAAAUGCAGAUUCAGGUUUAUUGGAGUGCCGAGUAGUACCCGGCGCGGCGCGGGAGUGGCUCUGCGCGUAUAUUCCACUUGUAGUAGGGUUGUAUGAAGUCAGAAUAUUCACAUCUUCGGGACCAUUACCUGGAAGUCCGUUUUCCGUAAAAGUGAUAGACACAUCGGCGAUCGUGCCGGUGGGCGGCUGGGGCGCGGACGGGUCGGGGCGCGUGCGCGCGCCCUGCAAGCUCGUGCUCGACACCAGCAGCGCCGGGCCCGGCACGCUCGAGUGCUUGCUGGCCGGCCGACACCAGCGUGUAGAGACGGUGUCGGGUCGCGCGGUGGUGUCGCUGGCGGGCGCGGAGGGCGCGGCGGGCGAGCUGGAGCUGGAGCUGAGCUACAACGGCGCGGCGGUGGCGGGCGCGCCGCGCUGUGCGCUGCUCGCCGCGCCGCACUGCGCCGACCGCGUCACGCUCGCCGGCCGCGGCCUCGCGCACGCCGCGCCGCACGCGCCCGCCGUCUUCACCAUAGACGGCAGUGCCGCUGGCCCGGGAGCUCCAGAGGCGUCGCUGACGUCAUCGGACGGAGACAACAUACCAGUCGCACUUGUGGCCGCCGGGCCCGGUCUGUGGCGCGCCACGUACACGCCACGUCGAGCUGGCGAUCAUCAGCUACGCGUCUUGUGGGCUGGACGACUUGUUAAAGGCUGUCCGCUGACAGUGGUGGUGUCGGCGGGGUCCGAGAGCGGCGACGCGUCGCGCGUGGUGUGCUCGGGCGCGGGGCUGUCGGGCGGCGUGGUGGGGCGCGAGAUCCGCUCCUGGAUCGACACGCGCCGCGCCGGCCCCGGCGAACUCGCCGCGCACUGCACCGGACCCAACAAGGUGGCGUACUGCGAGCUAUACGAGCACGGCGAUGGCACGUUCACGUUGAACGUGAAGCCUGCGGAGGCGGGCCGGCACACGCUCAGCAUACAGUUCGCGGGCGAGCACGUGCCCGGCUCGCCCUUCGUGCUCAAGGUGGCGGGGGCUCCAGACCCCUCUAAGGUACGCGUGUACGGUCCGGGCGUCGAGCCGGGCGUGUUGGCAACAUUCCAGUCGCGGUUCCUGUGCGACACGCGCGGCGCCGGCGCCGGCCAGCUCACCGUGCGCGUGCGCGGGCCCAAGGGAGCCUUCCGCGUCGAGAUGCAGCGCGAGAGUCAGAAGGACCGUACCAUACUCUGCAAGUUCUCUCCCACCGAACCUGGCGACUACCGCGUGGAGGUCCGGUGGGCGGGCCGGCACGUGCCCGGCUCGCCGUUCCCGGUCAUGAUCUUCGACACUCAGGAGGAGCUGCGUCGGUAUCUCCAGGCCACAGCCGCGUAAACAAACACUCUUUGCACUGUAUAUCUUAUGGAGCAAGUAAUUGGGGUUAUAGUUGGACAAUACAUCCGGAUUUAAAUUCCAUUCUUGUGAAAAACCGGAUAAGUACAAGUACAUAUUUGGUUAUCUAUGAAGAACUCCCUCUCGAGUGGAUUGUCCAUCAUUGGGACAUCGUUUUAAUGUCUGUUUGUAUGCAUAUCAAAUCGAAUAGAGAAAACCCUAAGCUCAAAAUUUCUCAACCAAUUUGCGAGUAGAUGGCACUUGGUCCAUAAAGUAUACACACGGAGCUAGAAUACAAAGUUUUAAUUGUAAUGCAAGUAGGAAACUAAUACAUUUUGUUAUUUUCACGCGAUUUUUUUAGGUCUAGAAGUGUGUAGGAUUUCAUGGGACCAAAAAUUUUCUGUAAUCAGGAAGGAAAAACGAAAAAAAAGUCUUUGUGUGAUCACCGUAGUUAUAGUGUGGUUGAAAUAACGUUUUGCCUUUUUUCCUUAAUUUUUGAGUUUGUUAAUUUCUUAUAUCACAUCUUUUGCCACAAAGUUUAAUUACCAUAGCGUUGUAUAGCGGUUACGGUGAAUGUUGUUUAUAUAUUACAUAAUUAGUAAAAGACAAAAUACUUAGUCGAAGAUGUAUUAGCGUGUAAUGAAAAUUUCCGUCCAAUCAUAAGAUAUUAAAUAAAUACGAUAUACCUACAUAUUAUAUUUUGUAACGACAUCGCUUUCACCAAUGAUUUACAAAGUCUGUUGCGAAAUAGUUUGUUCAGGAUGUCAACAAGUACAUGUGCCUCUUAAUGCAAGUCUAAACAAGAAAGAACACGUAAUAAUUUUAUUUGUUAAUAAUUUAUUAAUAAAUCAUUUAGAUGUAAAACAUUUAACUUAACUAACGAACCUUUAUUGUUAUUACGCGGUCAAAUUCGUAUUAAAUUGAUGAGAAUUUGAUCGCGUGAACUUAUGCUGAUUAUUCAGUUACUAAUUGUUAAUAAAUUGAAACUUAUCAAGUUA